Alternaria atra is the source of this 696-nucleotide messenger RNA. RefSeq lists its product as uncharacterized. Lineage: Eukaryota; Fungi; Ascomycota; Dothideomycetes; Pleosporales; Pleosporaceae. The coding region runs from base 1 to 696 and encodes 231 amino acids. The transcript has a single exon. The record is from RefSeq and is a predicted model, not a curated record.
AUGGUCUUCCAAACCCUAACUCACCUCCCCAUCCCCCAGGUCCCCAUCAAAGACACCGACAAACCCCUCUUCGCCUCCAUCAACGCCUUCGUUCACGAAUACAUGUCCAAGUAUGACAACUCACAUGACUACCAACACAUUCUCCGCGUCGUCUCCAACACGAAUCGAAUCCUACAAAUUGAACGCCAUGGAAACCCUUCAGUCAAGCAUGACACAACAGCCCUCUUCCUCUCUGCCCUCCUCCACGACGUAGGCGACCACAAGUACGCAAAACCAGGCGAAGACAUUGAGAAUCAGAUUUCUGACACCCUACUGUCCCAUGGCGCGACCCCGGAACUCGCGCAGAUAGUCCAGACAAUUGUUAAACACGUGUCUUAUACACACGAGAUCCGGAGUCCCGAUGCCGUUGCUGAGGUGCUGGAAAAGCAUCCCGAGUUAGCCAUUGUGCAGGAUGCAGAUCGGCUUGAUGCUAUCGGGGCGGUGGGAAUCGCGCGAUGUUUCUCGUUUGGGGCAGCGAAGAUGCCGGAACAGCCUAUGGAUAGGGCGGUAAGGCAUUUUGAGGAGAAAUUAUAUAAAUUGGCGGGAAUGAUGAAGACUGAGGCUGGGAAGGAGAUGGCGGGGAAGAGACACAAGGUAUUGGAGGGAUUUGCCAGGCAGUGGGGGGAGGAGACAGAGUUGAGUUUUGAGAUGGAGUGA